CUAAGGAAUUCAAUUCUCUUCUCGUUCCGAUUCUCACCAAGCCCGCUUUAUUAGUGUCAGAACCUCCUUUUUUUUUUUCUUCCUCCGUAGAUCUCUCCCUCUUUUCUCUUUAGAGGUCCAACUUACUUCCAGAUCUCGCACCGAUUUGUAUCACUCUUUUGACUCUUCUUCCUCUUCCAAUUCAAUCGCCGCCGCAGAUCUCACUCUUCCAUCCAAGCCGUCAUGGCGGCCGCUAACGCUCCGAUCGCCAUGAAAGAAGCUCUCACUUUGCCGAGCAUUGGCAUAAAUCCGCAGUUCAUCACGUUCACGCAUGUGACAAUGGAGUCCGAUAAGUAUAUAUGCGUUCGAGAAACGGCUCCGCAGAAUAGCGUGGUUAUCGUUGAUAUGAACAUGCCGAAUCAGCCUUUGAGGAGGCCUAUUACUGCAGAUUCCGCUCUUAUGAAUCCCAAUUCCAGAAUCCUUGCCUUGAAAGCUCAACUCCAAGGAACAACUCAAGAUCACCUACAAAUUUUUAAUAUUGAAAUGAAAGCGAAGAUGAAAUCGUAUCAGAUGCCCGAGCAGGUGGUCUUUUGGAAAUGGAUUACCCCCAAGUUGUUGGGUCUUGUGACACAAACCUCUGUAUACCAUUGGUCAAUUGAAGGUGACUCAGAACCUGUCAAGAUGUUUGAGAGAACAGCGAAUUUAGCAAACAAUCAAAUAAUUAAUUAUCGAUGUGAUCCUUCAGAAAAAUGGUUGGUCUUGAUUGGUAUUGCUCCAGGUUCCCCUGAGAGGCAACAAUUGGUUAAAGGAAACAUGCAGCUCUUCUCUGUGGAUCAACAACGAAGCCAGGCUCUUGAAGCGCAUGCUGCAUCAUUUGCUCAAUUUAAAGUUCCUGGGAAUGAAAAUCCUUCUGUUUUGAUUUCUUUUGCCACUAAGACACUUAAUGCUGGUCAAAUUAUAUCCAAGUUGCAUGUUAUUGAGCUGGGUGCUCAGCCAGGGAAGCCAUCGUUUACAAAGAAACAAGCUGACCUUUUCUUUCCCCCAGAUUUUGCUGAUGAUUUUCCAGUUGCCAUGCAGAUAUCCCACAAAUACAGUUUGAUUUAUGUGAUUACGAAACUUGGUCUCCUAUUUGUCUAUGAUUUGGAGACUGCUACUGCUGUAUAUAGGAACAGAAUUAGUCCUGAUCCUAUAUUUUUGACAUCAGAAGCUACAUCAGUUGGAGGCUUUUAUGCUAUUAACAGGAGAGGCCAGGUGUUAUUGGCUACUGUUAAUGAGCAAACGAUUGUGAAUUUUGUCAGUGGUCAACUAAACAAUUUGGAGCUAGCGGUUAAUCUUGCCAAGCGAGGAAAUCUUCCUGGUGCUGAGAAAUUGGUGGUUGAACGAUUCCAUGAACUGUUUGCCCAAACAAAGUAUAAAGAAGCAGCUGAGCUUGCAGCUGAAUCUCCACAAGGAAUCCUUCGCACUCCUGAUACAGUUGCAAAAUUUCAGAGUGUUCCUGUGCAAGCAGGGCAAACUCCUCCACUAUUGCAGUAUUUUGGAACACUUUUGACAAGAGGAAAGCUGAAUGCCUUUGAGUCAUUAGAAUUGUCAAGGCUGGUAGUAAACCAGAACAAGAAAAACCUUUUGGAGAAUUGGUUGGCAGAGGACAAGCUUGAAUGCAGUGAGGAACUAGGAGAUCUUGUAAAGACUGUGGAUAAUGAUCUUGCUUUAAAAAUAUACAUCAAAGCCAGAGCUACUCCAAAAGUUGUUGCUGCUUUUGCUGAGAGAAGGGAAUUUGACAAGAUUCUAAUAUACUCUAAGCAGGUUGGCUACACACCUGACUAUCUCUUCCUUUUGCAAACAAUUCUCCGAUCAGAUCCUCAGGGUGCUGUUAAUUUUGCAUUAAUGAUGUCGCAAAUGGAGGGAGGUUGCCCAGUUGAUUAUAACACCAUAACUGAUUUAUUUCUUCAGAGAAAUCUGAUCCGUGAGGCAACUGCCUUUCUCCUAGAUGUUCUGAAACCAAAUCUACCAGAACAUGGGUUCCUUCAAACUAAGGUGUUGGAGAUAAAUCUGGUUACUUUCCCUAAUGUUGCAGAUGCAAUUUUGGCUAAUGGCAUGUUCAGUCAUUAUGACCGUCCUCGUAUUGCCCAACUUUGUGAAAAAGCUGCUCUUUAUGUACGAGCUUUGCAACAUUACACAGAGUUGUCAGAUAUAAAACGUGUGAUUGUAAAUACACAUGCAAUUGAACCACAGUCACUUGUUGAAUUUUUUGGCACUCUAUCACGAGAAUGGGCAUUAGAGUGCAUGAAAGACUUAUUGCUAGUCAAUCUUAGAGGCAACCUACAGAUUAUUGUGCAGGUUGCCAAAGAAUAUUGUGAACAGUUGGGCAUUGAUGCCUGCAUAAAGAUUUUUGAGCAAUUCAGGUCAUAUGAAGGGUUGUAUUUUUUCCUGGGAUCAUAUUUGAGCUCCAGUGAGGAUCCUGACAUUCACUUUAAGUACAUUGAGGCAGCAGCAAAGACUGGACAAAUCAAAGAGGUUGAGCGUGUGACUAGAGAAUCAAGUUUCUAUGAUGCUGAGAAAACAAAGAACUUUCUAAUGGAGGCUAAGCUUCCCGAUGCACGACCUCUGAUUAAUGUUUGUGACCGAUUUGGAUUUGUUCCAGAUCUAACACACUAUCUAUACACAAGCAACAUGCUUCGCUACAUUGAAGGUUAUGUUCAGAAGGUGAACCCAGGGAAUGCUCCUUUAGUCGUUGGGCAGCUUUUAGAUGACGAGUGUCCAGAAGAUUUUAUCAAAGGCUUGAUUCUCUCUGUUCGUUCCUUACUGCCGGUGGAGCCCCUUGUGGAGGAGUGUGAGAAGAGGAAUCGGCUUCGUUUGCUCACACAGUUUUUGGAACAUCUUGUAAGCGAGGGAAGCCAGGAUGUACAUGUUCACAAUGCACUGGGUAAAAUCAUCAUUGAUAGCAACAAUAAUCCGGAACAUUUUCUCACUACCAACCCAUACUAUGAUUCUCGAGUUGUGGGCAAAUAUUGUGAGAAACGUGAUCCCACCUUAGCAGUUGUAGCUUAUAGGCGUGGACAAUGUGAUGAUGAACUUAUCAAUGUGACAAACAAAAAUUCUUUGUUUAAACUACAAGCAAGAUAUGUUGUUGAGCGGAUGGAUGCUGAUCUUUGGGACAAAGUUCUUAACCCUGAUAAUGCCUACAGAAGGCAACUUAUUGAUCAGGUUGUAUCUACAGCUCUGCCUGAAAGCAAGAGCCCUGAACAAGUAUCUGCUGCUGUUAAGGCUUUCAUGACAGCUGAUCUACCUCAUGAAUUGAUCGAGCUUCUUGAGAAGAUUGUCCUUCAGAAUUCUGCAUUCAGUGGCAAUUUUAAUCUGCAGAAUCUACUUAUUUUAACAGCAAUAAAGGCUGAUCCAUCCAGAGUUAUGGAUUAUAUUAAUAGACUGGAUAAUUUUGAUGGGCCUGCAGUGGGAGAUAUGGCUGUUGAGGCUCAAUUAUAUGAGGAAGCAUUUGCAAUUUUCAAGAAGUUCAACUUAAAUGUCCAGGCAGUCAAUGUCUUGUUAGACAAUAUUCAUAGCAUUGAUAGAGCUGUGGAGUUUGCUUUCCGAGUUGAAGAAGAUGCUGUUUGGAGUCAGGUGGCCAAAGCUCAACUAAGGGAAGGACUAGUAAGUGAUGCCAUUGAGUCCUUUAUACGAGCAGACGAUACUACACAAUUUUUGGAUGUUAUCCGUGCUGCUGAAGAUGCCAAUGUUUACCAUGACCUGGUGAGAUACUUGCUGAUGGUUCGGCAGAAGACUAAAGAGCCCAAGGUGGACAGUGAGCUCAUUUAUGCAUAUGCAAAGAUUGAUAGGCUCAGUGACAUUGAGGAGUUCAUUCUUAUGCCAAAUGUAGCCAAUCUUCAAAAUGUUGGUGACCGAUUGUAUGAUGAAGAACUAUAUGAAGCUGCCAAAAUCAUAUUUGCCUUUAUAUCUAACUGGGCCAAGUUAGCAGUUACACUUGUGAAGUUGAAACAGUUCCAAGGUGCAGUUGAUGCAGCAAGGAAAGCUAACAGUGCAAAAACAUGGAAGGAAGUUUGCUUUGCCUGUAUUGAUGCAGAGGAGUUCCUUUUGGCCCAAAUAUGUGGGCUUAACAUUAUUAUUCAGGUGGAUGACUUGGAAGAGGUCAGUGAAUAUUACCAAAAUAGAGGUUGCUUCAACGAACUAAUAUCCCUCAUGGAGAGUGGUUUAGGUUUAGAACGGGCACAUAUGGGUAUCUUCACUGAGUUGGGAGUUCUAUAUGCUAGAUAUCGUCCUGAGAAGCUUAUGGAACAUAUCAAACUAUUUGCAACCCGGCUCAACAUUCCAAAGCUUAUAAGAGCUUGUGACGAACAACAACAUUGGAAGGAGCUGACCUAUUUGUACAUUCAAUAUGACGAGUUUGAUAAUGCUGCAACAACCAUCAUGAACCAUUCACCUGAAGCAUGGGACCAUAUGCAAUUCAAAGAUGUUGUCGUCAAAGUUGCUAAUGUUGAGUUGUAUUACAAGGCCGUUCAUUUCUAUUUACAAGAACAUCCUGAUCUUAUCAAUGAUGUUCUGAAUGUCCUUGCUCUUCGUGUUGAUCAUGCACGUGUUGUUGACAUCAUGCGAAAGGCUGGUCAUCUCCGUCUUGUCAAGCCAUACAUGGUUGCAGUUCAGAGUAACAAUGUGUCUGCUGUUAAUGAAGCCCUGAAUGAAAUAUAUGUCGAGGAGGAAGACUAUGAUAGAUUGCGCGAGUCAAUUGAUUUGCAUGAUAACUUUGACCAAAUAGGCCUUGCACAAAAGAUUGAAAAGCAUGAGUUUCUUGAGAUGAGGCAUGUUGCUGCUUACAUUUACAAGAAGGCAGGUAGAUGGAAGCAGUCCAUUGCAUUGUCUAAAAAGGAUAACCUUUACAAAGAUGCCAUGGAGACAGCUUCACAAUCUGGUGACCGUGAACUUGCUGAGGAGUUGCUUGUUUAUUUCAUUGAUCAGGGAAAGAAAGAAUGCUUUGCCUCGUGUCUAUUUGUUUGCUAUGAUUUGAUCCGGGCAGACAUUGCUAUCGAGUUGGCCUGGAUGAACAACAUGAUUGACUUUGCCUUCCCAUAUCUCUUGCAGUUUAUCCGCGAGUACACUGGCAAAGUUGAUGAACUGGUGAAGGACAAGAUUGAAGCUCAGAACCAAGUGAAGGCUAAAGAGCAAGAAGAGAAGGAAGUAAUUGCACAACAGAAUAUGUAUGCUCAGUUGUUGCCUCUUGCUUUGCCCGCACCACCAAUGCCUGGAAUGGGAGGCUUUGCCCCUCCCCCUCCAAUGGGUGGAUUGGGGAUGCCUCCAAUGCCUCCUUUCGGUAUGCCACCCAUGGGCAGCAGCUACUGACAGGAAAGCGGCCAUGAGCUCAAAUGUAUACAGGGAGCAACGUAGCAGCUUGGUUAUUUUCAAACAUUUUCUUCUGGGAUUUUAAUGCAGUAUUCUUUCCUUGCUUCUAUUGGAGGAGGUUCUAGUCAAAAUAAUUUCGAGUUUCUGUUCGGGGGUUUGUGUCAUAUUUUUGUAAUAUUUUUUAUAGUUGAGGCAUUUUUUGGGCUUCUCUUACGAGCUAGCCGAGGAUUUUCUGUAUGUAGCCAUUUUUCUUGUAUUAAAUGAUGGUCCAAAGCAUAAUACGAAAUAGACCGACUUUGACUCCUA
This is a messenger RNA of Vigna umbellata (rice bean), 5631 nucleotides long. The record is from RefSeq and is a predicted model, not a curated record. NCBI's taxonomy places the organism in Eukaryota, Viridiplantae, Streptophyta, Magnoliopsida, Fabales, Fabaceae.